AUGGCGGCCCAACCCACCGCCUCGACGCCAACACCACCGUUCGAGUCGAACGAACAGUGGGAUGAAUUGAGCCGUGAUGUCAAGGCACAGUUGCUCCAGGAGAUGGGUGGUGAAAGCUGGUACUUGAUCAUUGCGACGGUCCUGACCGUCUCAGACCGACCGCACCUCGUCGCCGGGUUCUGGAGCUACCUCACGACCCACGACGCCUCGUUUUCCACACCAGAGGCACAAGCCCGCCUGUCCGACCGAUUUCGGGACCUGCUCCUCAAGCAGUUGCCAUUGAUCGGCGCGCCCCAAAUGCUCAGCGCCUUAAUCCCGCUCGCGAACGUGCAGACGGACGGCAGAGGCGUGGAAGAAAGGGGCGAGCUGGACCAGGAGCAAUGGUCCAACACGACGCUCCCCACCUUGCACGCGCGGGGCAUCGAAACCAUCACAUCCGUGUACGGCAAUCUAUGGCAAAACAUCUUCAAGUCCUUCGGCCCUCAUCGGCCCCAAGUCGGCCUCCACGAGCUCACCAUCGUGUACGGCCUCUACCUCGCCGACUUUACGCAUUUGACCCCGCUGGAGACCGAACUGGUGGCCUUUACGAGCAUCAUCUGUCAGGGACUCAGAGGACCGGCACUCUGGCACGUCCGCGGAUUGGGCAGGCUGCUCGGCGCGAGGGGAGCCAACGAUGAGACCGACAAGAUGAGACGGAUCAAGGAUGUGGUGAGGGGGGUCAAGGUCGCGGUGUCGACCGUCGUGGAGUUCUGCGGGCAGGACAUGGUGAAGCGGAGUGGGUUGGACGCGGCGAAUGGCAGGCUCGGAUGGCCGAAUGUCGGGGAUGUGGUGAGAGAGCUUGGAGGCUGGGGUGAUGAUGAGUAG
Messenger RNA from Cladophialophora carrionii CBS 160.54, 864 nucleotides. RefSeq lists its product as uncharacterized. Bases 1 to 864 code for a protein of 287 amino acids. The transcript has 3 exons. Lineage: Eukaryota; Fungi; Ascomycota; Eurotiomycetes; Chaetothyriales; Herpotrichiellaceae. The record is from RefSeq and is a predicted model, not a curated record.